GGCCCUCUUAGUGAUGCAUAAGCCUCGGGGCACUUCGCUUCGUGCUAGAGGCACGGUGGUUGAUCUAGACCUACCUACCUACGUUCCGUAGCCAUUUUGGCUCAAGCCAUUUUGGCUCAAGGCGCCCUGGCCUAGGACUGACCCCGCGCGGCCCGCGAUACCGGUACCUCGUGGUACCCCCAGCAAUGGCGAGCGCCCCGCGGGACGCCAUGGCCUUCAGCGAGAGGUCCGUGCGGCACGGCUUCGUCCGGAAGGUGUACGGGAUAUUAGGCACUCAGCUGCUGGUCACCACCGUCCUGGGCGGGGCUGUCAUGAAGAAGAGCGAGUCCAUGGACCCGGAGAUUGGCACCGUCCUGAUGUUUCUGUCUUUGCUGGGCUCGGUUGCGACCAUGAUGGUGUUCUGGUGCUGUCCUCAGGUGAUGCGCCGUUCUCCCACGAAUUAUAUCCUGCUGGGGAUGUUCACCCUCGCCAAGAGCGUCAUGGUUGGCUUCAUCUGCAGCCAGUACAGCGAGGAGUCGGUGCUGGUCGUCCUCGGCCUGACGUGCUUCAUCCUGGCGGGCCUGACCGCGUUCACGUUCCAGACGAAGUACGAUUUUACUGGUUUCGCGUCGUACCUGAUGUGCGGAUCACUCGUCAUGCUCGGCAUGAGUUUCGGUCUGAUGUUCGGCUCCAUCUUCGGUCUUUCGGGCGCGGCCUUCCAGACCGCCCGUCUCUGCAUGUGUGGGCUUGGCGCCUUGCUCUUUGCAGCCUACAUCGUGUACGACACCCAGAUGAUCCUUGGGAACAAGCACCCAAACCACAAGUUCUCGGUUGAUGACUACGCCGCGGCGGCCAUCAUGCUCUACAUCGACAUCGUCCAACUGUUCCUCUACCUCCUGGAGCUCCUCGGCGACCGCAGGGACAGCCGCGACCGCGGCGUGAGGGGUGCCCGCGCCCGCUUCCAGCCGGUGCGGUAAGCGCGGCACAGUUGCGCCAGUCGGGCGUUGGCAGAUGUGUUGGCCGCAGUCCAGCAGCGACUGACACCACUUGAGCCAGAUACAGCGAGGUCUCACUCGAGCCAGUUUAAGCAGCGCCGUGGCCAGGGCAGCGACACGCAUCACAGCGACGUGCGAGCGACAGAGAACAAA
Molecule: messenger RNA, 1127 nt
Organism: Prorocentrum cordatum
Lineage: Eukaryota; Dinophyceae; Prorocentrales; Prorocentraceae
Source: the annotation of a GenBank genome assembly